Messenger RNA from Cyanistes caeruleus (blue tit), 1334 nucleotides. The record is from RefSeq and is a predicted model, not a curated record. Lineage: Eukaryota; Metazoa; Chordata; Aves; Passeriformes; Paridae.
UGAGCAGGGUGGGUGUGAGCAGGGUGUGUGUGAGCAGGUACAGGUGUGAGCAGGGUGUGUGUGAGCAGGUACAGGUGUGAGCAGGGUGCCUGUGGGCUGGGUGUGUGCAGACAGGGUUGGUAGCAGCGGAGUGAGCACAGGGAGGGUGGGUGAAGUCAUGGUGGGUGGCAGGCAGAUGCCAUGGGAAGUCCUGGUGUGGCUUUGCUGGGCAGAUGGAAGGAAACCAUCACCCACUCAGGAGUGUUGGUAGGGUGUGGCCUCUGAAGGGGACGCUGCAGGCUGGGCUAGGGGGGUGACCCCACCAUGCCUCUUGAGGGCACUUAGGGUGUAGGACAGCAGGCUCAGGCCAUCCCCAACCCCCAGAGGGGAAGUGGGGCAGUUUGCUCAAUCCUAGUUAAUAAACUGGCAUGGUGGUUCCUCCUGCCUUCUGCCUGCGCCUUCUCCUUCGCAAGGGGAACAGCCAGUCUGAGAUGGAACCUCAUGGCGUGCAGUAGGAUAGGGAUUUUCUGACCUCUCAGAGGCUAUUUGGGCUCCUCAGAGCCCUGACUUUGAGGACAUGAGUGAUGAGCUGGCUGGUCUCAUGGGUUCUGAGGUGGCAGGAGCUAAUGGCAGGGGAGGCAAGGCCAGCACUGUGCCUCCUGGCCCUCAGCUGGUUUGGCAGCGCUAGACCUUUCUGCAGGUCUCAUGGCAUGAUUUCCUGGAGCUGGCACCAUAUGCCACUUCCCUGCCAUGAAUCAGUUGUUUGCCCUUGGACCCACCAAAGCUCCGUGAACUCAUCUGGCUGUGCGGCUGGGGAACCGCACCUGUACUGGGGCCAGUGUCGGGCUGGGGGGAACAAACGCAUGGUCUGUGCCUUACUGCCUCUAAGCUGUGACCUGCUUGGUUUCCUGUCAGUGAGAAGAAUGGGUUCCAUGUCAGAGGAGCUCAGCUUGGUCCCCUUGCACCAGAGGCCGGAGCUGCUGGAAGCCUGUGCCAAGCUGCUGGGCGAGGAGUGGGGGAAGAGCCGGGCGUCGCGGCUCCACUCACUCCAGCGCUCCUCGGACGCCUUUCCCACCUGCCUGCUGCUGCUGCGGAGCCAGGGCCCCAGCGAGACCCCUGCCGCCCAGGAGGGGCCCUGCGAGCUCGUGGGCCAUGUCCGACUCUCCCGUGUGGUCGGCUGUCCCCAUGACCUCUUCGUGGAGAGCGUGGUGGUGGCCCGGGCGCUGCGGGGCCAGGGCUAUGGGCGGCGGCUGAUGGAGGCCACUGAGCAGUGGGCCCGAGCCCGGGGUUUUCGCUGCCUGCACCUCACCACCCACGACAAGCAGCAUUUCUAUGCCCACCUGGGCUAUGUCCUG